Messenger RNA from Sebastes umbrosus (honeycomb rockfish), 919 nucleotides. It is a transcript of the gene hddc2, whose product is annotated as HD domain containing 2. The record is from RefSeq and is a predicted model, not a curated record. Gene Ontology annotation, cellular component: cytoplasm. Bases 81 to 719 code for a protein of 212 amino acids. The transcript has 6 exons. Lineage: Eukaryota; Metazoa; Chordata; Actinopteri; Perciformes; Sebastidae. Gene Ontology annotation, molecular function: 5'-deoxynucleotidase activity.
CAUCUAGCGGAUGCUUUGGGGAACUACAUGAGGAGAGCACCGUCAGACUCUACUAUCUGUAUCCGGGUCAGGGGGUAGUAAUGUCGGCCACCAUGGAGACAGCAGCCGGUGUGAGCAAUAUGCUGCAAUUCAUGAAACUUAUCGGACAACUCAAAAGGGUCCCAAGGACCGGCUGGGUGUACAGGAACGUGAAGAAGCCAGAGAGUGUAUCGGACCACAUGUACCGCAUGGCCAUGAUGUCUCUGACCAUCACAGACCCCACAGUGAACAAGGACAGAUGCAUAAAGCUGGCUCUGGUUCAUGACAUGGCAGAGUGCAUUGUGGGAGAUAUCGCUCCAUCAGACAACAUCAGUAAAGCUGAGAAACACAGGCGAGAAGAGGAGGCGAUGAAACAUCUAUCAUCUCUUCUGCCGGAGGGACUCAAGCAGGAAAUGUAUGGACUCUGGGAGGAAUAUGAAACCCAGAGCAGUGCAGAGGCCCGGUUGGUGAAACAGUUUGACCUCCUGGAGAUGAUCCUGCAGGCUCAUGAGUACGAGGAGCUGGAGGGAACACCGGGAAGACUGCAGGAGUUCUUUGACUCCACUAAAGGUCGUUUCCAUCACCCAGACGUGCUCCAGCUCCUCAGCUCUUUGAAUGAAGAGAGAGGAUGUCACAUGACUAAAACGGAUGAAACAAAGAACUCGCAGACGACCGGCGCGGCAACUUCACACACCUCCUGACUGUAAUACACACACACACACCUCCUUAGCGGAGGGACUGUAACACAAAGUGUGUCUACGAGGAUUCACAAACACGUCACAGGAUCAGUGGGGAAACUGUGUUGUUGGAGUUUCAACUGUCUUCAAAAUCUCUUCAUUUUUGACACAUUUUACUGCAGUGCAACUGACGAUGAUGGCACAUGGAUAUCUUCUAUGUGCAU